GGACCAUGGAUUAUACUCGAGUGGUGGUAACGUGGUAAGGGAACCCAGCCCCACAAGUAUAACAGCCGACUUAUUGUUAAGUGAGUUUAACCAGUGAGUUUAGCAUAGUUCAACGGGACGCCACCUACGAGGUAUAAAAAUUCGGGAAGUAGACCAAGGAGUAGACAAGAGAGCGAGAGAAAUUCGUGUCACGUGACUGGUCAGUUGUGCAGAAGACAUGGCGGACAAAGAGGAGGCUGAGAAGACAAUCGCUGAGGACUUGGUUGUCACCAAGUAUAAGAUGGCUGGUGAUAUAGUAAAUCGAGUCCUGAAGCAGGUCUUGGACAAAUGUGUCGUUGGCACAUCAGUAAGAUAUAUUUGCGAGCUAGGCGAUAAGCUGUUAAUAGAAGAGACAGGCAAGGUUUUCAAGAAAGAGAAAGAGUUGAAAAAGGGUAUAGCUUUUCCAACAUGUGUCUCAGUGAACAACUGCAUUUGCCAUUUCUCCCCUGUACCCAGUGAACCUGAUCAGAUUCUGAAGGAAGAUGACAUGGUCAAAGUAGACCUUGGUGCUCAUGUAGAUGGGUUUAUCGCCGUGGUGGCGCAUACCAUUGUAAUUGGUUCAACGGUGGACAAAAAAGUAACCGGUAGAAAAGCUGAUGUUGUGCUAGCUGCACACUAUGCUUCUCAAGCUGCGUUACGACUUCUUAAACCAGGCACCGAGACCUACACCAUCACAGGGACCGUAGAGAAAAUUUGUGGCGCCUACAAGUGUAAGCCAAUUGAGGGAAUGCUUAGUCAUCAAUUGAAACAGUUUAAAAUCGAUGGCGAGAAGACCAUCAUCCAAAAUCCCAAUGAUGCACAGAAAAAAGAACAUGAAAAAUUCACUCUUGAGACUCAUGAGGUAUACGCGAUAGAUGUGCUAGUAAGUACAGGUGAUGGAGUUGGACGAGAGCAAGAUACUAGAGUGACGAUAUACAAGAAAACAGAAGAAACUUAUCAACUUAAACUCAAAGCGUCUCGUAUGUUUUACUCGGAGUUAUCGCAUAAGCAUGGACUCAUGCCCUUCAAUUUGCGCACUUUUGAGGAUGAGAAGAAAGCCAAAAUGGGAGUCGUCGAGUGUGUUAAUCACAGGUUGAUCGAACCCUUCCAGGUGUUAUAUGAAAAACCGACUGAGCAUGUAGCACAAUUCAAGUUCACAGUGCUUCUCAUGCCCAACGGACCACACAAAAUUACAGGAAUUCCUUUUGAUCUUGAGAUUUUCCAUUCCGAUUGUCUUGUCGAGGACCCUGAGCUUAAGUCUCUACUGAACUCUUCGGCAAAUCCCAAGUCUGCAAAAAAGAAAAAAAAGAAGGCCGAGAAGGCAGUCGGCGAAGUGGCUAUGGAGUUGGAUGUCCAGGCUUAACAUCUGUUUUAUUUUCAUUCAUGACUUACUGGCAUCAUGCACCUUCCCAUCUUUUAUUUGAAGCAAAAAUAAAACGAACGAUUACUGCCAAAAGUAAAACUGGACACUGUUUAGGAAUGAAUUGAAUAUUAACUGUAAAAAGCGAAAUUUCCGUUAUAACCUUUAUACCACAGGAUGUGAUCACUGCCUGCGUAAAACAAAUUUAUCAUAGAUCAGCCACAGUGCAAUGGUGAGUUUUUUUUUGCUUCGUUGACCAUAACGGCGAACUACAUACUGUCAGAAUUAGUCUGUAGAUCGCGGAGGUAUUCGUCUAUGAUGAAUUUCAUAUUGUUACGAAAGCGUAUUACUGUAUUUCAUUUCACACGCACGAACACUCAUAGUCUUGUUCAUCAGAAUUUUUCUUUGAUUUUAUACCAAGAACUCUGAGUUAAACAUGGUGUUUUCUUUACAUGAUUCACGUUGGACGCUUCACUCGUAAUUUCAGUCGAAUAACACGUAAACAUGUCGGCUGCGACACCAGUAUUUAGUACAUCCUUCAUCCCAAUCAGUUGAACAUAUUGCCAGCUUAUACAGUAAUCUAGGAAUAGAAGUCUAUAACAUUGGAAUACCGAUUACCGAUCGAGAGGUUGAAGGUUUAUUAACUCGUUGCUGCUAAUGUAAACGAGUAUUCAAGCCAUGUUUUUCAUACAGCUGUGAAAACUAUAUUAUGGUAAAUUUAUAUCCUGCAAAAAAUUCCCAGAAUCAUAUACCAAUACGUUCUGACGAGUUGCAAAACCUGAUGCGUUGAGGGGAGUUGAUUUCGAAUUUGGUUGUAAACUAGACUCCCUAAACUCACUACCAUUUGUCGGUAUUACGGGAGGGGAAUCAAUCGCCCUGGAAAGCUGUUUUUUGGGGGCAUCUGAAUUAACAUUGAAGAAUUUAUGAAAUAUUAACAUUAUCUAAUGACUAAUAGUUUUAUAUAAGGAUGAUAGAUAAUGUGUCUAUGUUAUAGAUAUUUUUUCUACUCGAAUUAUGAAUAUGGAUUGUCGGAGUGUACUUGUGAAACAAAGGUACCCUACGGUGACGUGCUCUGUCUUUCCACAGCUUAAGAUUCUUCUUAACACAAACUAUGUUGUUGCAGGUCAUAAAUUUUGUGACUUGUUGAAAUACAAUUUUACAUCUUUACAUGGUGAAAUUCACGACUGAUUUUAAUUUUGAACAUAUUUGUUUAUCCGGUAUUUCUUAAAGAAUGCGUUUGCCCUAAGUAGUAAGGAUGCUCCACUGCAUGUAUUUUGAAGUUGGAAAAUACCUGUGCCAAGCAAAUAGAAUGAAACGACAUGACUACUGCA
Messenger RNA from Athalia rosae (coleseed sawfly), 2709 nucleotides. RefSeq names its product proliferation-associated protein 2G4. The record is from RefSeq and is a predicted model, not a curated record. Lineage: Eukaryota; Metazoa; Arthropoda; Insecta; Hymenoptera; Athaliidae. Bases 218 to 1381 code for a protein of 387 amino acids. The transcript is spliced from 7 exons.